AUGGACUUUAUUGACUACUACGAAAUAUUGAAUCUGCAUCACACAGCAGAUGAGAAUGAGAUCAAGACGGCUUAUGGGCAACUGGCUAAGACGACACAUCCAGAUAAGAAUCAAGAGAAUAACCAAGCCACUCAGAAUUUUCAAAAGCUCAACGAAGCAUACUCUACACUAUCAGACACACGAAAACGUCGAGUUUAUGAUCUAAAGUACGAACAGCAAACAGGAUCAUAUGCACCUCGGUUUUCCAGCAUACAUAGAACAAACAAAUCCACGAAUGAGAACACUGCACCUAGCCCCGGGUCCAGUGACACGCAUUUCGAGGUACCUUUCCAAAAUGACCCCCAGGAAAAGCUGCUCUUGAAGAUAUGGGAAGCGGAUGGGUUCAUUGAGCAGUUCAAAUCUUGUGUAAAAAGCACCGGGAAAAAAGCAAAACGCCAGAGGCGAAUGGUAAAGGAGAAAAAAGAGGUCCUACAAUUUUUCGAAGAAGAAAUCUCUAGUGCGGAGGUCGAAAUGAAAAGAAAAUAUGAAUACGGGGCUGGGCCGUCAAAUUUGGAACGCACAAGAGAAUACCGUCUGAUUCGAAUGCAAAUGGACUACAAGACUCGUAUAGAAGCUGAGCUCAAAGAGGAGGAAGAAAAGCUUGGGCAUCUCGAAAGGCAGCUUCAGGAGUUUAGCAGUCGACUCUCUUACUGGGAAAAGAAGAGGGAUGCUUUUGAUCGCAAUUAA
Messenger RNA from Fusarium fujikuroi IMI 58289, 726 nucleotides. RefSeq lists its product as uncharacterized. The transcript is spliced from 2 exons. Lineage: Eukaryota; Fungi; Ascomycota; Sordariomycetes; Hypocreales; Nectriaceae. Gene Ontology annotation, cellular component: cytoplasm. The record is from RefSeq and is a predicted model, not a curated record. The coding region runs from base 1 to 726 and encodes 241 amino acids. Gene Ontology annotation, biological process: protein refolding.